Emiliania huxleyi CCMP1516 is the source of this 687-nucleotide messenger RNA. RefSeq lists its product as hypothetical. Gene Ontology annotation, biological process: cellular response to hypoxia. Bases 1 to 687 code for a protein of 228 amino acids. Gene Ontology annotation, molecular function: ferrous iron binding; peptidyl-proline dioxygenase activity. The record is from RefSeq and is a predicted model, not a curated record. The transcript has 4 exons. NCBI's taxonomy places the organism in Eukaryota, Haptophyta, Isochrysidales, Noelaerhabdaceae.
AUGGCGCUCACCGUGUACCACCCGCCUCCUCUCGACGUCGGCCCCCCUCCGCCGCCGAGCCGCCGCCUGACUUCGGCCCGCCGCCGCCUCGCGCGGCUGCGGUCCAGCCCGGCCCGCGAGGCGCUCGAGGUGGCGCGGCAGCUCGAGGCGAACGGAUUUGCAGUGCUGGACGGCUUUCUCGGCGCCGCCGCAAUGGGAGCCGUGCGGGACGAGCUCGAGGGCCGCGCACUCUGCGACAGCGGCGGUGCAGCGUCAGGCCAGGUGCGCUCGGGCCGCGUCUCGGCCCUCCGCUCGGACGUCUCGCGCUGGCAGCGCGUCGACGGCAGCGGUGGGAGGGUCGGCCUGCUGAGACCGCUUGACCUCCUCGCAAACCGCACUGACGGGCUCGUCGCUGCGCUGAGGGACCACGCCGGCAGCGCGCCUCUGGCCGGCACCCGUUACGUGCGACACCUAGACAACGUUUGCUCGGGCGGCGCGGGCGCGCGGUGCAACGGGCGGCGCGCCACCGCCGUCUACUACCUGAAUCCGCCCGCAGAGGCGCAGCUUCGCUUCUCUCUUGGCCACUGCGCCGAUUUUUUGGAUUUUUUGGCCAUUUUUUACUUGUUUUCAUGUGGGAAUUCGGCGCUUCCUUGCGGCCAUGCUAUCACGCCUUGCGACAGCCUGUCGGCGCUGCUGACCGUGCCAUGA